Messenger RNA from Malaya genurostris, 1857 nucleotides. RefSeq names its product zinc finger protein 567-like. The coding region runs from base 77 to 1816 and encodes 579 amino acids. Gene Ontology annotation, molecular function: zinc ion binding. The transcript is spliced from 4 exons. Gene Ontology annotation, cellular component: nucleus. The record is from RefSeq and is a predicted model, not a curated record. Lineage: Eukaryota; Metazoa; Arthropoda; Insecta; Diptera; Culicidae.
AUUCCAGACAAUUCAAUAUUCAUGGAUUUGUGAUUAAGAAAUUAUUGUCUAGGUUGGUUAAAUAUAGAAAACGAUAAUGACUACGAAGAUAUAUACGUUGGCUUGUCGUAUCUGCACCCAAGCAGAUACGGACGAUAUGGACUCCCUGUACGAUGUAACAACAGAAGGAUGGACGCCUGCCCAAUUAAUUGAGGAUUGUUUUGGUAUCACGAUGAAUUCGGAAGAUGGACUACCAACAAAGUAUUGUCAAAAUUGCAAGGAAGAUUUAAUAGGUGCUAUUCGUUUUCACACCCGGUUACAGGAGUCCGAAGCCAAGUUCAUAGAUCUGAUCGCUAUGCCGAAGAUUGAAAUAAAUGAACCAAUUGAUGGCACCAUUUCAUCAGUAUUUAUUUCGGAAAUGUUUAUCAAAACCGAGGAUGACGACCAAUCGGAUUGUGAAGAAAUGCCAUUAAAUGACGAGUCCUCAUUGGAAGAAAUUGAAACAAAUGAACCACAAAAGUAUAAGACGCAGAACAAACGCAGGAAGAAAAAAUGGUUAUCAAAUGAAGAUGUCUCUAAAUCAGACAUUGAAUUGGCAGUAGACGCUUCUGUUGAUCAGAAACCUACUGUUGAAGAAGUAGAACCAGAUACUUCGAAACCGGCUAAAAAGCGAUGGACGGAAUUUAAAUUCUCAGACAGUUUAUCUAGUGAUGAUAAUUUCUCUGAUUAUGAUAGUGCACAAAGUUCCGACAGCGACGCAGAAGAGAAACCUAAGAAAAAGCGACUGUAUUACGGAGUGAAAGCUGAUUCACUACCGAAACGGUGUUGUGGUUGUAAGGAUAUGCCUUUGGACAGUCACGAAAAAGUGCAAGAGCAUUCCGAUAAAUAUCACUAUAGAUAUCGAAUAACUAACACGAGAGAAAUUGAAGAAAAUCCGUUUGAAUGUCCAAACUGCUAUAAACGGUUCGAUUCAAAAAAAGAAUUUCUACGUCAUCAACGUAAAAUGUAUGUUGAAAGAUUGCAUCCGUGCCCUAAGUGCGACGAAGAGUUUGCAAAUCAUUAUGUACUGCAAAGACAUCUCAAACUGUAUCAUAAGAAGAAGAUGAUAAUUGAAAGAAUGGAAGAGUUGCGCCAGGAAUCACAUAUCUGCUGUGCUUGUAAGAAAAAGUUUGAUUCUAAUGAACUUCUGAAGGCACACGCGGAUGAAGUGCAUGUGAAAGAACGCAACACGUAUGAAGGGGAUUUCGAGUUCGAAUGCGAAGUUUGUUACCGGCGCUUCAAAACUCGACAGUCUAUGAAAGUUCAUCAAUAUAGAAUGUUCAAAGGAAAGAAGUUUAUUUGUGCCCUUUGUGGAAAAGCCUUUAAAGAAAAGGCUUUUCUUCGAGACCACGAAAAUUCUCAUCGACGAGAAAAACCAUACGAAUGUCCUAAAUGCGAUGCACGUUUUUCUAUCAAAGGAUCUUAUGAUGCACACGUGAGAUUGCACGAUGCAAAGGACGAAUUCAAAUGUGAAUACUGUGGUCGUGGAUUUCGGACAAAAAGUCUACUAAAAGGACAUCUGACUGUUCAUUCCGAGGAUCGUCCGUUUAAAUGCCAUCUGUGUCCAAUCACUUUUACACAACAACGACUGUUGGAUUCUCAUAUUGAAUUUCAUCUAGGCAAUAAACCGUUCAAGUGCCAGCAAUGUCCGGCGUCGUAUCGAUACCAACGAGACUUGAGAGGCCAUAUUCGUGAGAAGCACGAGGGCAUACUAAGUUUCCAGUGCACGUAUUGCCCUAAAGCAUUUAAUCGAAAGAAGCCAUUGCUAGUGCAUCUUAAAACGCAUGAAGCUAUCUAAAAAAUCAGUUUGAUAUUUCAAUAAACGUAGAAUGCUUAAAA